AUGAUGAUGACUGGCCGAGUGCUGCUGGUGUGUGCCCUCUGCGUGCUGUGGUGCGGUGCCGGCGGUGGUGAACCAUCUGAAACACCUUCUCCAGCUCCUCCGGAUACACCGCACGAAAAGAACCCUCAAAAAGAAGAAGAGACCUUCGUUGGCACUGGACAAGGUGUCAAAAAUGAUGAACCGGAAAUACCACAAGCACCUGCACCAAAGGCGUCAGAAUCACCGGUAGUGUCAGCGGAAUCAUUACAGGCACAACAAUCCGGAGGAGGAGCAUCAGUAACGGCAAGUGCAACGACGGACAACAAGGAUCAAAAUGCAAAAGAAGAUAAAAAGGAGGAAGAAGCUAAGGAUGACGACGAAGACGAAGAAGAGGAAGAGGAAGAAGAGGAAAAAGAAGAUCGUGACAGUAUACCUGAUGGUCGUGAAGAGGAGACGGAAGUAAUAAUAUCAGAGCAAGAGACAGAACAAGACAAAAAAAACGCAGGUAAUCAGGCACCAACGGAGACACCUGGAGGUCCAACCAAUAACGAAGAAAUAAAAACAGCAACAACGCAAGUGAAUGGACAGCCCAGCCCUGAGGAUUUAGGGGAUGUGAAACAAUCAGAAGAAGUCCAAGGCGAAAAGGACUCAAACCACAAUCCACAAACAAAGAGCGUUGCCUCCAUCGCAGCCAAACAACAGAAUGAACCAUCUGCCGACCAUGAAGAAUCCAGGCCACCUUCACCCACGGCAAACGGUGAUGCCGCCAAUAAAGAUUUUGACAAGAGCACUAAAGACGGCAUCCCGAGCAAUCAUCCAGCAGCUGAUGUUGCAGGGACGGCAGAGGGAAAACAAAAUGAAAAUAAAGAUGCCAAUCCGAAAGAAACACCGGUGACGGCCACAGCCAUGAAAACUGCACGGGAGACGACUGGCGAGAGUGACGGCAGCACCGCGGUCUCCCACACCACCUCCCCUCUUUUGCUUCUUGUUCUUGUUGCGUGUGCGGCUGCGGCUGCGGUGGUGGCCGCGUGA
Molecule: messenger RNA, 1011 nt
Organism: Trypanosoma cruzi
Lineage: Eukaryota; Euglenozoa; Kinetoplastea; Trypanosomatida; Trypanosomatidae
Product: mucin-associated surface protein (MASP), putative
Exons: 1
Coding region: 1-1011 (336 amino acids)
Source: RefSeq, a predicted model, not a curated record